AUGGCGGGAGCGAAGUCCACUGACGUCGUGAGGCUCCUGCUCCACGUGGAGGGGCAUGCGUUGCCUGACGUGGAGGGACGAUUGCUGCAUGACUUCGAGGCAACCAUGCGAGCACUGGGACACACUGUUGAGCGGCACUACAACGUCGACCAAGGUGUGCCUUCCCGCAUCCUCUGGGUGCUCAAUGAUUCGUCCGACUCGCCGGGUGCCAUACCGUACACAAACGACCCCAUCGCCGCGUACACACGACUCCAAACCAUGUGUGUAUACAUCGACCUGCUGUAUAUACACGGGAACUCCCCACACGCCCAGGACACAUACGACCAACUUCUUGCCUUGCCAUGGCACGAGACUGCAUACUGCUUUGAUUCCCCACGUGGCGAUUUGCAUCUGCUUGCCAAGGUCCUUGCAACCCUGCUUUCCAAUCCUUGUCAACGACGCUUAUCCCAGCCGGAAGCCGAACAGAUCAUGCGCAUCAUCUGA
Aphanomyces astaci is the source of this 483-nucleotide messenger RNA. RefSeq lists its product as hypothetical. Lineage: Eukaryota; Oomycota; Saprolegniomycetes; Saprolegniales; Verrucalvaceae. Bases 1 to 483 code for a protein of 160 amino acids. The record is from RefSeq and is a predicted model, not a curated record. The transcript has 3 exons.